Messenger RNA from Diaporthe amygdali, 1443 nucleotides. RefSeq names its product tp-dependent rna helicase dbp5. The record is from RefSeq and is a predicted model, not a curated record. NCBI's taxonomy places the organism in Eukaryota, Fungi, Ascomycota, Sordariomycetes, Diaporthales, Diaporthaceae. Gene Ontology annotation, biological process: poly(A)+ mRNA export from nucleus. The transcript is spliced from 4 exons. The coding region runs from base 1 to 1443 and encodes 480 amino acids. Gene Ontology annotation, cellular component: cytoplasmic stress granule; nucleus. Gene Ontology annotation, molecular function: RNA helicase activity; RNA binding; ATP binding.
AUGGCCACUUCUUGGGCGGACGAUGUGGAGGAUAGCAACCUCAACGAGCCCAGCUACGAUGUUGAAGUCACCGUAUCCAACCUCGACGUCGACACCGACAACCCUCUGUCGUCGGCCAAGACCUUUGAGGACCUUAAGCUCUCCGAUGGCAUCUACAAGGGCCUCCUCGCCAUGAACUUCAAGAAGCCCUCCAAGGUCCAGGAGAAGGCUCUUCCUCUGCUUCUCUCCAACCCUCCCCGCAACAUGAUUGCCCAGUCUCAGUCUGGUACAGGAAAGACCGCUGCGUUCGUUAUUGCCGUUCUGUCGCGGGUCGACUACUCCAAACCACACCAGCCCCAGGCACUCCUUCUGGCCCCCACCCGGGAGCUGGCCCGCCAGAUCCAGAACGUCGUCAAGACUGUUGGCCAGUUCCUCCCCGACCUCAUCGUCGAGGCUGCCGUUCCCGGUGCUGUCGACCGAGCAACUGGUGUUAGAGGUUCCGUCGUUGUCGGCACGCCUGGCACUGUCAUGGACACCAUCCGCCGCCGCCAGUUUGAUCCGCGAGAGUUGAGAAUCUUCGUUAUUGACGAGGCCGACAACAUGCUGGACCAACAGGGCAUGGGCGAGCAGUGCAUGAAAGUCAAGAACAUGCUUCCCAAAAACAUCCAGGUCCUGCUCUUCUCGGCCACCUUCCCAGACCGAGUCAUUCAGUAUGCCGAGCGGUUUGCGCCCAAUGCAAACUCCAUGCGGCUCAAACAGCAACAGCUCACUGUCAAGGGCAUCUCACAAAUGUACAUGGACUGCCCGUCCGAGUCUGACAAGUACGAUGUUCUUGUGAAGCUCUACGGCCUGAUGACUAUUGGUUCAUCGGUCAUCUUCGUCAAGACCCGCGAAUCGGCCAGUGUUAUCGAGCAAAGAAUGAUUGCCGACGGCCACAAGGUGUCAGCCCUGCAUGGCGCCUUUGACCCCGCUGAUCGCGACCGUCUCCUCGAGGAGUUCCGCUUGGGCCGCACCAAGGUUCUGAUUACGACCAACGUCCUGGCCCGGGGCAUUGACGUAUCCAGCGUGUCUAUGGUCAUCAACUACGAUAUUCCCAUGAAGGGUCACGGCGAUUCUGAGCCCGACGCAGAGACUUAUCUGCACCGUAUUGGCCGUACAGGUCGUUUCGGUCGUGUGGGCGUCAGUAUCAGCUUCGUGUCGGACCGCAAAAGCUUCAACGCCCUGGCUGAGAUUUCCAAGCACUACUCAAUCGACCUGGUCCAGCUGAGCCCGGACGACUGGGACGACACCGAGGCAAAGAUCCAGGAGGUGAUCAAGUCGAGUCGCGCCCAGGAUACUUACAAGCCCGAGGACCUCCCCAAGGAGGUAGAGAAACUCGCGGUCGGAAACCAAGCUCCCGCAGCUCCUGCUUCGGAACCUACUCCUGCUCCGGCCCAGGCCCCGGCCCCGGCAGCUCAGGGCUAG